AUGUCGCGCUCACGACGAGAUUACCCCAGCAGUACUUAUCCCGAGGUCGGAUCGAGCUACAGCAGAUCUGACUACGGCCACGGCUACGACAACAACAGCAACAUCAGCGGCUACUCUUCCACUUCAAGGAGGAAUACCACUACUAGUAGCUCCAACCAACACAGCCAUGGCGACUAUCCACGAAGCAGAGAUUAUCGCCACCGCGACAGAUACGAAAGGCGUCCUCGAGAUGCUCAUUCCGCAGAUCCUCGUCGCGGGCGCUCCCAUUCCCACGAGCGCAGCAGAGAAGAAGAAGAUAGCAGUAGCAGCAGCAGGAAACCCAACAGCCGCGCCCGCAGCGCCAGUAACAACAACAGCUACAGCAACAGGAGCAACAGCAAUAGCAACAAAACGAUAAAGCAGCACACCAGGGGCAUCUGGGAAAAGUUUGUGCCGUCGGAUUAUCGACCGUCGAGGGCCGAUCCGGAUGCCAGAAGGGAGCGGUUGAGCAAGGAGCACGAGUCGGAGGGGUUUGACUGGACGCCCGGGUUUGUGCUGGCGUUGAUGGGGGCGGCGACGCUGUUUAGUGUGGAGAGGUCGUUGGUGAAGAGGCAGAAGAAGGAUUAUAUUCAGCAUUGA
Molecule: messenger RNA, 618 nt
Organism: Trichoderma aggressivum f. europaeum
Lineage: Eukaryota; Fungi; Ascomycota; Sordariomycetes; Hypocreales; Hypocreaceae
Exons: 1
Coding region: 1-618 (205 amino acids)
Source: RefSeq, a predicted model, not a curated record